CGAGCCAACCGACGCGCACCAAUCACAGACUUACAGUGCGAGAUUCCAAUUUUGAACGCGAACUUAAAUUUUUUUAAAGUUCCAAGUGCAGUGUUUUGUUUAUUGUGAGUGUGAAGUGUGGGCAUGCGUUGAGUGUUCACGUUCUGCGGCGACAGCACGAUGAUUCCCGUAAUACGGACGUGCGCCGUGCUCUGGUUGGCGGUGGCUUGCGCGCGCGCCGGCGACGACAACACCACCACCACCACCACCGUCAUCCGCACCACGCUGCUGCCCGCGCGCACCACGCGCACCGAACUCAAGGUCUCGCGCAGCCUCAACCCCGACACCACCACCACCCUCAACGUCCGCACCAGGACGGGGCACAUGACUCAACUUAUAGUCAAGAAAAAGGAUAGAUCUACUACCCCAGCUAGCACAACGAUCGCCCCAACUACCUUGCCUAUUAAGGACGCAAAUGAAAUGAAGGUUAACAUCACUGAGGAAAACAAAAACAAAACAGAAAGCAGAGACCAAAGAAAGCUCAACUACGUAGGCACGCUCAACAGCGACCUAGCUGGAUUCGAUUAUUACUUAAAUCGUAAAAACUCCGAGGAACCCAGCGACAUUAAAGCGGAGUACGGCAACUGGUCGCCCGUGUCCGUCUACCCCGAGUCCCAUAUCCAGGAGGACGGCAAACAGCCGCAGGCGGACCCGGAGACCUCCAGCUACUACCCCACGUACGACAACGAGAAGAGAACCGAGAACAAAAAAGUUUACAUCACAUCGACCAGCUUUUUGGAUUACGGAGGCCCUAUUAAGAACUAUAGGUUCGAUCCCAGUAAUCCGGUUAUAAAGAACGACAGGAACCCCGUCUACAUCGAAGUCGUCAGCACGAAAGUUUCCGAAGGCGAGGGACGGUCUUCGAAAGUGCCGGAUCCCGUUAUUAUUAGCUCAGACCCUGUCUAUACGAAGAAGGUUUUGGACAAGUUCAACAAACGCGGCAGGUCUAUUCUGACACUCGGUGAUGACGGGAUUCCUGAAAUCCAGGGCGUGAGAAUGCCCGACGACGAAUCCGAUAAGAAAACGUGGCGCAACGCGAGGGUUGUCAACGGCGAGCUUCUACCGUACCCGGAAGGAUACACUCCCCCCAAGGUCAUACCUGAGGCCGACGUGUAUCCUGACGUAUCUGUUGCCGACCCCGCGCAAAACUUCGGUCCGUUCACCAAAGACGACAAUUUCGAACCGAAAGACGGUCCCUUUACAAAACACGACAACAUCAAGUUCGACGAGGGCGACAGCAUCGGUCCCUAUAUGACCAGCGACAACCCAACGUUCGCGUAUAAGCACAAAAAAGAAAAUCAUUAUCCGAAAUCCGGGUACGGUCCUUUCACUAAAGCCGAUAAUUCGAAAGUCGCAAACUCGAAACUCAUUGAAUAUAUUAAGCAAAUUAACGAGCAGGAAUCGAAACGCGAUUACUUCAGCGGUCGGAGCUCCCGCGCGCACACCGGCGACCUCGAAUACGCCGAGAGCCACAUCCAGCGACGCAUGCUGCAGCACCCCGGCGAGGUCAACUACCCCAACUCCGCCAUGUAUACGCCCAAGAACGCCAGGCCGGGCUUCGACGAGAGCGUGAGGAACCCCGUCCUCCAAUACGCGCACCCCGAUCUAGGCGUGCAACCCGCUAAAGUCACGCGCGACAAUCCAGAAUUUUACGAAAACAAUGAACGUAAAGUAAAAUAUUACACCACAAAUGUACCAAAGAGCGCUCAUCCGUAUCCCAUGGAGCCCAUCGACGGAUACGGCCAGCAGCGCUCACAGGGGCCCACCAACGCCAACCGCUACUACGAGGACGAGUACAACAAGUUCUCGUACUACGACCGCAGCCACACCACCCCGCGCUAUCCCUACAGCUACGGCUACGUCAAGCGAGUUCCGGAACCUUCCCUGUGGAAGAAGUUCACCGACUCCAUGAAGGACACGCUCCACACCGCGACCCAGACCGUCCAUCAGCUAACCAAACCCAUAACAGAUCCUAUUGCUAAAGUGACGCAACCCAUCUUUGAUCCUUUAGUCGAGGCUACGCAGAAAAUAUCGCACAACUUAGGACUGUAUCCAUCAAACUCUUUACAAACCCAGAGAUACGCACAGGAUAAGAUCGGCGUUGCCGCGGUAGCGUCUGGAGCUCCGGCAAUGUUGCCCGCUAUAGGCCUGAUGGCCGGAGGCGCGGCGCUCGGGAUAGGCGCCGUAGCCAUGGGCAGGCUGUUCGACGGGAACUUGAUGCGAAGUGCGAGCUUGACGGAGGACUACGACGAAUUAGAAAAGGAACACAAGCGCGCUCUAACCGGAGCCCCGUACGACAUCGACAGAAAAUUCAUCAGCCGACAGAAAGUGUACGAUGACAAUUAUAAAAUGCCAAGUGAGAACGUGUACGUGGUGAUGUCUCCCGACGAAGUGAAGAGGUCAAAGCGCGAUGUGUUUAUCCAGGCAGAUAGUUAUCACGGCGAGGAUUUAAGAAGGACGAAGCGUCAAAGGCGGUCUCUGUCUGAAGAUAUGCCCGAGGAGCUGCAGCACCUGGACGGCAACUGGGGCGGGUCGUCGCUGACGGCGGCGGCCAUGGAGCUGGUGCGGCAGACGGACUGGCGCGACCACCAGUGCGCCAAGCACACCUUCUGCCGGGUGCUCACCGCGCAGACCUCAGACUCCAUCUUCGCCAUGGAGAAGAAGAUGGAAUCGUUACUAAAAAUGAUCGCCCGCGGCGGCGCCGGCGCAGACGUCGUGGCGCACCACCUCGGAGACGUGAUGGCGGCCAGUCGCGACCACGACUGCUCGAGGUUCUUCUGCGACCGACACUAGCGUCAUCUACACGCCGUUUACGAGCACAUUGCCGCCCCUGGGCCUG
Messenger RNA from Cydia splendana, 2878 nucleotides. RefSeq lists its product as uncharacterized. NCBI's taxonomy places the organism in Eukaryota, Metazoa, Arthropoda, Insecta, Lepidoptera, Tortricidae. The transcript has 3 exons. The record is from RefSeq and is a predicted model, not a curated record. Bases 160 to 2832 code for a protein of 890 amino acids.